Mya arenaria is the source of this 2512-nucleotide messenger RNA. RefSeq lists its product as uncharacterized. The coding region runs from base 74 to 1789 and encodes 571 amino acids. The transcript has 2 exons. The record is from RefSeq and is a predicted model, not a curated record. Gene Ontology annotation, molecular function: zinc ion binding. Lineage: Eukaryota; Metazoa; Mollusca; Bivalvia; Myida; Myidae.
UUCGUUUAUAACUUUCUUUAAUGAAAUUUAAAAAGACAGUUUAAGACAUUCCCAUGAUAAAUAACUGACGGAAAUGGCUUCUACUCACUAUUCAUCUAUUCACAAGGCAUCGAAUUUAAUCCACGACUUAAGAUGUUCUCCUUGUGAAGAAGACGGACUCAACUCCGAAGUUCAGUACUUUUGUAUUGACUGUUCAAAGUACUACUGUUCUAUGUGCGAGUCCAAACAUGGCGGCCUGUUUAAGCGGCACAAAGUACUCGGACGAGAGAACGUAAAGGAAUGGGCGGCGAUGCCUGGGACGGUCGUGAACGAUCUAGAAAGAUGUGAGCAUCAUUCGGAGAAAGUGGUGGAGCUGUUCUGUGUAGACCAUCAAGAGCUGUGCUGCCAAAUAUGCGUCUCCGUUGUUCACAGACAAUGUUCGACGAUACAACAUAUACCAGACUUAGCCCGAGGCAUUUAUGACAAACCAGAAUUUAAACGGCUUCCACAACAAAUAGUAGACAUCCAAUCACAAAUCAAGAAGCUACAGGAUUCUUGUAAGAAUAAUCAACACUCCAUAAGAGACUCUCGUACACAAAUCAUACAAGAGAUAAGAGCUUUGCGAAGAAAAAUUGACCGCGUCUUUGACCAGCUGGAGAAAAACACAAUUAAAGAGCUGGACGUUAUUGUAGCAAAGUUUGAGCUGGAAAUAAAAGAAGACAUUGAACAGUCCACACAGAUGAACAAAGUCAUUACAUCACUUGCAGAUAACAUGGCGAAGAGUAAGAUGAACGAUUUCCUGGCCUUCGUAGGAUAUUCGAGAUGCCAGGAUAUGAUUACAGAAGCUAAUUAUUUUCUUUUAAACACCACCACCAAUCAAGAAAGAAAGUUAAAAUUUGUGCAUGAUUCAGAGCUUAACGACCUCAUUGAUUCUUUUCUUUCUCUGAAAUGCUUUGGUAAGAUUACUCAUUCGUCCCAUGUUUUCAAGACUAAGAACAUUAAACAAUUUAAUGCAGCACUAAUAGGUGACAUAGAUAUUAAUUCCAUAAGUGGAAUAUGUGAACUACCAAGUGGAGAGCUCGUUCUCGUUGACAAUAACAAUUGCCGUAUAAAGCUCCUGAACCAGUCCUAUCAGGUUGUUAGUCACUGUGACGUUCCAAUUCAACCACACAAUUCGUGCCACAUUGCGGGCAAUGAGCUGGCCGUUGCUUUCAACUUUAAAGAUGAGAACAGACAUGAAGUUCGCUUCUUCAACGUAAGGUAUUCAAAGCUUCAGCAGACAAGAAAGCUAAUAUUUUUUCACAAAGUUCGACAAAUAGCUCACCAUUCAGGGCGUCUGUAUAUCACCUCUGACACUGCACUUUACUCUUACGACAAAGCAGGCAAUGAUAGGGAGAAGUUGUUUGAGGACAGGUCGGAUAGAUGCACUGUUUACCACUGUGCUGUUAGCUCCGAUGGCAGUAAAAUUUAUGUCACAAACGCCUCAAAAAACCAACUUAUUACCUUGGAUAAGGCAGGAAAUAGAUUAGCAACACUCCGCCACGUUACAUCGCCACGCGAUAUUCAAGUUUCACCUCUAGGUCACGUGUUUGUCUGCUCUUAUGGCUCAAAUACCGUGCUUCAAGUGGACAGGGAAGGCAAGCGAAAACUGGUUACACUAGCCACACGGUCAGAUGGAUUAAAGAAUCCAAUAUCUUUAUGUUACAGGUGCCGUACAUCCAGCCUCAUCGUGGGGCAAUAUAACAAUAACAACGGUGUCGUGAUAAAGUUGAAAUAUGCUCCACUGAAGAACAUGUACACUCGAUUAUGAAAAAAAUGAAACAAACAGCCAAGUCCUUGAAGCAUUUCUGAUAGUAAUUUGUCUGCAAAAUAUACCUGUUUGUUUAUAUUUGGAAUUUUACAGUGAAAUACUUGUGAAAAAAGGAGUGCUUAAUUGCUGAGGUGUAUAAUAGUACGUAGACAUUAUGCAUCUAUCAGAAAUUGAUAAUAUCUUUAAUUGGUUGUGAACGAUUAUAUGAAUAGUGAUAUUCGCUUUAACUGAGUAUCAGCACAUAUUAUUUUAAUACUAUGCUACUGCAUACAAAUACUUAUUCAGGUUAAGAUGUAUGCUUUGUUGAUACCUUAAAUGUUAUGAUUUGAUAUAUUAUAUUUAUAUAUAUAUAUGUUUAAACUUUAUCACCAUAAGAGGCCAAAACAUGAGGAAACAAUGCCCAACGGUAUGGUAAAAUACCAAUGAUACAAUGAAACAAUGAAUCAUUGCCAAAUUUUAUCAUAAACAAGAGCAACGCAUUUUGGAACAAUGUCCAAUGUCAUUAAAGAGACAAAAACUUAAAGGCCAAGUUUAAGGAAUGUUUAGAAUGAUAAUCCCCUGCUGUGUAUCUCUUGCUAAUUACACUGGUGUCACAGUAGGGGCCAAUUUCCUGUGUAUUCGUGUAUUGGCUCAGGGCCAUUUAGGGUCCAUUUCUACAAUGUAACUUCGAAAACCGCAUAGCAGGAUAGCAGAUCGGAGAUCUGAUAAGAGUGAUCUAGGCAA